Molecule: messenger RNA, 5449 nt
Organism: Etheostoma spectabile (orangethroat darter)
Lineage: Eukaryota; Metazoa; Chordata; Actinopteri; Perciformes; Percidae
Gene: trappc9
Product: trafficking protein particle complex subunit 9
Exons: 24
Coding region: 108-3584 (1158 amino acids)
Cellular component (GO): trans-Golgi network
Source: RefSeq, a predicted model, not a curated record
UUCACUCUUGAUUAGCAUUAAGUAUUGCAAAAACACUGGUCCAAAAAAAAGGAAGCUGUAACACUUGACAGGUUACUGCUAGUGCUACAAGUAACCCACAUGUGAAGAUGAGCGUCCCAGACUACAUGCAGUGUGCCGAGGACCACCAGACCGUACUAGUGGUGGUCCAGCCGGUUGGCAUAGUACCCGAGGACCAGUUCUUCAAGAUCUACAAACGCAUCGCCAGCGUGAGCCAGGUGAGCAUCAGAGACUCGCAGCGCCUCCUCAUUCGCUACCGCCACCACUAUCUGCCCGAAAAUAACGAGUGGGGAGACUUCCAGACGCACCGCAAGGUGGUGGGCCUCAUCUCCAUCACCACCUGCGCCUCGGCCAAGGAAUGGCCCCAGACGGCCGAGCGCUUCCACGGACAGAAGGAGGUGUACAGCUCCACGCUGUACGAUUCGCGCUUGCUGGUGUUUGGGCUGCAGGGGGACAUUGCAGAGCAGCAGCGGACCGACGUGGCCUUCUACACCAGCUUUGAAGACUGCCCGGAUGUGGAGAAGAGAGUGGAUGACUUUGUGGGGUCGAUAUUUAUUGUUCUGGAGUCCAAGCGGCUUGACCGGGCCACGGACAAGUCAGGGGACAAGAUACCACUGCUCUGUGUGCCCUUUGAGAAGAAGGACUUUGUGGGUUUGGACACAGAUAACAGUCCUGUGAGUUUAUUGUUGGGUGUGAAAAGGCAUUAUAAAAAGCGUUGCCAGGGGCGGAUGAGGAAGCAUGUCGGGGACUUGUGUCUCCAGGCAGGCAUGCUGCAGGACGCCCUGGUCCACUACCACAUGGCUGUGGAGCUGCUCAGGGGGGUUAAUGACUUCCUCUGGCUGGGUGCUGCGUUGGAGGGUUUGUGUUCAGCUUCGGUCAUAUUCCACUACCCUGGAGGCACGGCGGGGAAGACUGUAGCACGCAAGCCAAGCAUCUCCCAGCCGGCAGACGCAGGGAAACGCCACAGACCAGGGGCUCAGGAGGUUCUCAUUGACCCAGGUGCCCUCACAGCCAACGGCAUCAGUGCAGACACCAGCACUGAGAUUGGACGUGCAAAGAACUGCCUGAGUCCUGAGGACAUUAUCGAGAAAUACAAAGAGGCCAUCUCCUACUAUGGAAAGUAUAAGAACGCAGGGGUGAUCGAGCUGGAGGCCUGUGUGAAAGCGGUCAGGGUGCUGGCCAUUCAGAAGAGAGCCAGGGAGGCUUCUGAAUUCCUGCAAAACGCUGUUUACAUCAACCUGGGACAGCUCUCAGAAGAGGAGAAGAUCCAACGCUACAGUAUCCUGUCGGAGCUCUACGAACUGAUCGGCUUCCAUCGCAAGUCUGCGUUUUUCAAGCGCGUUGCAGCCAUGCAGUGUGUGGCUCCCACCAUCCCAGAGCCCGGCUGGAGGGCCUGCUACAAGCUGCUGCUGGAGACGUUGCCUGGAUACAGCUUGUCACUUGAUCCCAAAGACUUCAGCAAAGGUACCCACCGAGGCUGGGCUGCUGUUCAGAUGCGCCUCCUACAUGAGCUGGUGUACGCCUCCCGUCGCAUGGGCAACCCCGGCCUGUCUGUGCGCCACCUGUCCUUCCUGCUGCAGACCAUGCUGGACUUCCUGUCCGAUCAAGAGAAGAAAGAGGUGACCCAGAGUCUGGAGAACUACACCUCCAAGUGUCCGGGCGGAAUGGAGGUCAUCACGCUUCCUGAUGGCCUGAAGCUCCCUCCGGUGCCCUUCACAAAGCUCCCCAUUGUCCGAUCAGUGAAGCUCCUCAAUCUGCCAGUCAGUCUGCGUCCUCACAAAGUGAAAGGCCUGCUGGGACAGAAUAUGUCCACCGCCAGCCCCUUCAUCUACUCACCAAUCAUCAUGCACAACAGAGGAGAGGAGCGUUGUAAGAAGAUAGACUUCCAGUGGGUUCAAGGAGAUGUUUGUGAAGUACAGCUCAUGGUCUACAACCCCAUGCCUUACGAAUUGCGUGUGGAGAACAUGGGUUUGCUGACAUCUGGAGUAGAGUUUGAAUCCCUGCCUGCUGCGCUGUCCCUGCCUGCAGAGUCUGGCCUGUACCCCGUCACUCUGGUUGGCGUCCCACGUACAGCUGGCAACAUCACAGUCAAUGGUUACCACACGUCAGUGUUUGGUGUAAACAGUGAUUGCCUGUUGGAGGGCCUGCCUGCUGUGAAGACCAGUGGCUGUUUGGUGGAGGUCAUUCCCUCCCUUCCUCGUCUCCAGCUCAGCACAUCACUACCACGAUCAGCCCACACGCCUCAGCCAACAUCCAAAGAGGAACUGUCCAGCACCGUGUCCCUACAACUUUUCAACGGGGAGACCCAGCAGCUGACCAUCACCUUGAAGAACAUUGGAUCUGAGGACAUCGAGACGCUGGAACUCACCUCUAAGAUUGUCAGCACCAAAGAGAAAGUGUUUGGGGAGUUUCUGAGCUGGGAGCUAGAGGAGGCUUUGUCUCACCUGCCUCUAAAGUCCGGCCAGGCUGUGACACUGACUGUCAGCAUCAAAGUCAAGCUGGACUUCUCUGGUCAGGAGAGCCUGCUGCAGGACCUCAAUGAUGAUGGGAUCAGUGUGACAGGCCUGCCAAUGUCCAGUCCUCUGCGCCAAGUUCUCAAACCCAGGCCCGAGAACAAGUCCGUCAGCAGUGAGUCCGGCAAGGCAGAGUACAGCCAUAUUAAGACUUUGGAAGCAGUGCUGAACUUCAAGUAUUCGGGGGGAGCAGGCAAAGUGGAGGGUUACUACAGGGAGCUGUCUUUGGGAGUCCAUGUUGACGUGGAGCCAUCUGUAUUCUUUACCAGAGUCAACACACUCCCUGCAACCAGCACUCGCCAGUGUCACCUACUGCUCGACAUCUUCAACCCAACGGAGCACGAGCUCACUGUCGGCGCCAAGAACAACCAGGAACUGGUUCUCCAUGCCAGCGAGUGCCAGAGGAUGGCCAUCCAGGUUGACAAGUUUGACUUUGAGAGUCUGCCACAGCCGGACCAGGAGACGGCUCGCUUCACUAACCCCAAACAGCUGGAGGAGGAGCGACAACAUGCCCAGGGCUACCAGAUCAACAGCAAGCUGGGCAUCUGUUGGAGCAUCCCCUCCCUGCGGCGCCGUGGAGAGGCCAGUGUGGAGGGAGUCCUCAACCAGCUGGUCCUGGAGCACCUACAGCUCGCUCCUUUGCAGUGGGAUGUGUUGGUGAAUGGGAAGCCAUGUGACUGCGAUGUCAUUGCCGACUGUAAAGCGGGUGACGCUGUCACCCUGGAGGUACAGCUGACCAAUCGGAGCAAGAACUCAGUGGGCCCCCUGGCGCUGACGGUGGUGCCCUAUCAGGACUUCCAGAACGGAGUCCAGAACUACAAUCUUGAGGACGCGGUCACCUUCAUCGGCUCCAACACCUUCUACAUUGACACGGUUAAACCCAAGGAAAACUCUGUCUGCGUGGGUGCCCUGCUCUUCCUCUACACUGGAGAUUUCUACCUCAAGAUCAAGUUCCAGGACGACAGUGCUGGACGAGAGCUUCCUUUAGCCUGGUUCACUCUGCCCAGCGUCCACAUCCGAGCCCUGGCCACUCCGCUGCAGGCUGGGGCCUGACGUUCUGGUGGCCUCAACAUUGUAGCUCUGAAUGAAAGAUGAAGAGUUUUGAUGCUGAAGUUUUCUGUAAAUACACAAUUUUUUGGGGAGUUGAAUCACAUGUAAAUAUCAUUUUGGUUAAGGUUACAGCAAGUGUACAGUAUAGUGCAGCCGCACAAACUCACACAAACACACUUCCGCACACAGUCAGUGCGUAUGUGGCUAUCUAGUUAAUGAUACAGCUAACAUCUGUACAGUGAUUGGAAAUCCGCUUUGAAUGUUAUCAGUUAUUUAUCACUGCCAUGGAUGUGAUAUGGUCCUACCCUACCUCAGUAGGCCGUUAGCAUCUAUUGGGAAGCUGGAUCAUCCAUCUGCAUCAAAACAUUAGACACUCAGAGAAACUGCUCGGCCGUAGCUCUGUAAGAUGAAGACCACCAAUGGUAGGGCAUGUAAAGAAACAGUAGGAACAUACUCAGGACUUUCCCACAGGAGACCACUGUUCAACAAAAAGUCACCAAAAGUCUGAGUUUACUAUAAGUUACGAUUGCUACGUGCUAAGUUAUGUUCCUGACCAAGCUACCGGCAACCAUUACCAUGUGAAUAGGGGUUAGAGUUGUGGUUCCAUGAUGAACGGUCUUUUGAACCUGCUAGUAGGUGUAGCAGGCCCUUCUAACCCAUGUCUAUGAGGCUGAAAACCACUAAUAACCCCCAUUCAAUGGAGUGAUAACAUCCAAAUCAAGCCACUUCUAUUUCUUUUUCUGUACACAUUGUUAAAGGCUUGGACCUAAAUCACUGCCAUCAGUGGACUCUCUCCUGGAGUAAGUACAUUUGACUUAUGCUUUCGCAUUAUGUUUUACUUUGACACAUGAAUUCACGCUAUAGCAAUAGCUGAAAGAAUUGAGCCAGGCGCCAAGUCUUUCUUCCUAGGACUGCUAAGUCACGACCCGCCUUACUCUGCCUCUGAUUGGCUGGUACUCAUUGCCUUUGUUGGUUGGUUGGUUAGCUCCAGGCAUGAGGAGUGAGAUUGGUUAGGGUAAGAAUACCAGGGUCCGUAAAUAAGAGGCAGAGUAGGGCAGGCCAUGUCUUUGCCAUCCUAGGAAAAAAAAAUACCACAAGCCGGACAGUCUUGUGUUGUUGUUUUUUAUCUUAUUAGCUGUGUCACACCAUUCAUGUUUUAUCACCCUGCUCUGCCAGAGUAUGAUCUGCUCCACUAAAGAGAUGCAGUAUGGCUUAAUCGUUAGACAGGAACACAUGCAUGUCCUUGAAUUAACUGUGUAAACUUCCUUUCCGGUUUGCACCGUUUGGCUAGCUAACUUGCUAACUGGUAGUUAGCUAACUGCUAGCUAGCUGAACUGAUUACAGUGAAGGAUAUCCAGGGCACGAAAUGCUCGACUCCAGCCCCGACUGUUCUGAGAAAAUAGACCAACGUCCACCACCGAGGUGCGACCGAGCACUAAUAUUGUCACACUUGUUUUUAUAUUUAGCAGUUGUUGUUUUUUUAUAAUCACAGUGCCAUUUAUGUUAACUUGUCUUUUGAAUAACAAAAUAUCUACUGAAAGAAAAUUAGGAAAAUUAGUGUUAAGGGGCAGAAGAUCUCAGAGCCCCGACUGAAGGAGAGGAGCUGUAAAACCAACACUGGAAAUGUGAUAUAAGCCAGAGUCUAUAGCCAGUUAUGGACACAUAAAAUAUAUUUAUUGCUACUGCUGUAUGGAUAUUUUCUCUUGCCUCUGUGCCACCACAAUGAAUUAUUGAGGAAUCUGACUGUCUAAGAUUAGCCUAUCAUCAUGUGCAACCUAUAAUUGUUGUAAAUAAAUGCUAAAUGAAGCAACCUGUGUUUGUUUUGACAUAAUUAUAACUCUUUGCAUUCGUCUAAACCCUCCAUUAUA